Daphnia pulex (common water flea) is the source of this 663-nucleotide messenger RNA. RefSeq names its product fatty acid-binding protein-like. Lineage: Eukaryota; Metazoa; Arthropoda; Branchiopoda; Diplostraca; Daphniidae. The transcript is spliced from 4 exons. Gene Ontology annotation, cellular component: cytosol; nucleus. The record is from RefSeq and is a predicted model, not a curated record. The coding region runs from base 85 to 489 and encodes 134 amino acids. Gene Ontology annotation, biological process: fatty acid transport. Gene Ontology annotation, molecular function: fatty acid binding.
UUCAGCUCAGUCAGACCCGGCAACUCGACGACCCACGACAAUCUCUUCUUUAUCCAACAUAUAGCAAAUUAUAGCCUUUGAAAAAUGACUGGCGGCCAGCACUUUGUCGGUAAAUACCAAAUGAUCAGCCAGGACAACCUGGACGACUAUCUCAAAGCCAUAGGCGUCAACGUUCCAAUGAGAAACAUGGCAACUAGUGUCAAAGCUCACAUCGAAUGUACCAUCACCGACGACGUGUGGAACUUGACGAUUCAUAUGGGCGCCCGUGACGUCACCAUCAAAUUCAAAUUGGGCGUCGAGCAGGACAUGCACACUCCCGACGGUCGCCAAAUCAAGGCGACGUACAAUUUGGAAGGAGAUAAAUUGAUUGCUCACGAGAUUUGGGGUGACAAAGAAGCCACCGUCGUUCACGAAGUCAACGGAGAAGAUUGGACAGCGACAAUGACUUGCGGUGACGUCUGCUGCGUCCGUCGCUUCAAGCGUGAAUAAUCAUCCGCACCCACCGGCGUUUAAUACUUGGAGAAAAAAUUGUUGUUCUAGCGCCAAUUUGGAUCAUUCACGCGGCAGCACACCUAUAUGCUUUGAUUGUUUCUCUGUGUUUAAUUUGAUGUAUUACUCAUCUCUGUCUCUAGUCGUAUAAAAUACACGUAUUGAUUCACCCAA